GCGGUCUGGUCUAGCCGGGUUUCCAAAUGCAGACCUCUAGUUUCGAGUCAAAAGAGAAAUGAUGGCGAACUUUUUGACGAGGAACUCAAUAAAAUUUCAGUUCCAAGAUCUAAAGUUACCCUAAAAGACAAUAACGAUAUUGUUUAA
This is a messenger RNA of Funneliformis mosseae, 147 nucleotides long. The record is from the annotation of a GenBank genome assembly. Lineage: Eukaryota; Fungi; Glomeromycota; Glomeromycetes; Glomerales; Glomeraceae.